This is a messenger RNA of Oryza sativa Japonica Group (Japanese rice), 1837 nucleotides long. The record is from RefSeq and is a predicted model, not a curated record. NCBI's taxonomy places the organism in Eukaryota, Viridiplantae, Streptophyta, Magnoliopsida, Poales, Poaceae.
CCAAAAUCUCAUCGGCCGCCUCCUUCCCCAAUCCAAAAACCCUAGCGGAGAAAUCUCUCCCCUCACCGUCCCGCGCGCUGCUCGGCCGCCAUGAGCGCCCCCAUGGAGGUCUCCUUCUCCGCGCCGCCUCCUCCGGAUGCGGCAUCUGCUGCCGCCGCGGCCCCAUCGCUGGUGCCCGCCGUGUCGGCGGCGGCGGUGGCGGCGACCACCGUUUCCUGCUCGCCGCAGCCACCGACGGGGUCGCCCUCGGCCGACGACAGGAUCCUCGUUUCAGUUGAAGUGCUUCUGCACGCCACUAGCACAGCUCGAGCCGAGGACGUCUGCGCUGCGGUGGAGAGGAUGUUAGAAGCUCGAAGCUUAAGCUAUGUUGAUGGUCCUGUCCCGAUUCCUAAUGAUGAUCCUUUUCUUCUUGCAAAUGUUAAAAGGAUCCAAAUCUGCGACACUGAUGAGUGGACUGAGAAUCACAAAGUUCUGUUAUUUUGGCAAGUCAGGCCUGUUGUUCAUGUGUUCCAGUUGAGCGAAGAUGGUCCAGGUGAGGAGCCGGGUGAGGACGAUACACUCUCUAGCUUCAAUGAGUGGGCUCUGCCUGCCAAAGAAUUUGAUGGGUUGUGGGAAAGCUUACUCUAUGAAGUUGGUCUCAAGCAGAGGUUGCUGAGAUAUGCUGCUAGUGCUUUGCUGUUUACUGAAAAGGGUGUAGACCCAUGUCUUGUUUCCUGGAACAGGAUUGUACUUUUGCAUGGUCCACCUGGAACAGGAAAGACUUCCUUGUGUAAAGCACUUGCUCAAAAACUUUCCAUUCGCUUCAAGUCAAGGUAUUCCAUGUGUCAAUUGAUUGAAGUCAAUGCCCAUUCACUGUUCAGCAAGUGGUUUUCUGAAAGCGGAAAACUGGUGGCCAAACUUUUCCAGAAGAUCCAGGAGAUGGUGGAAGAAGAAAGCAACCUGGUAUUUGUAUUGAUAGAUGAAGUUGAAAGCCUAGCUGCUGCCAGACAGGCUGCCAUAUCUGGAUCUGAACCUUCAGAUUCCAUAAGGGUUGUAAAUGCAUUACUUACACAAAUGGACAAACUCAAGUCUUGGCCAAAUGUUAUCAUUUUGACAACAUCAAAUAUCACCACAGCUAUUGAUAUUGCAUUUGUUGAUAGAGCAGACAUCAAGGCAUACGUUGGACCCCCAACCCUUCAAGCACGAUACGAAAUUUUGAGGUCAUGCUUACAGGAACUUUUGCGAGUUGGAAUUCUUACACAUACUCAGGGUGGCAAUUCUCUUUGCCUUUUGAGUUAUUUUAGCCUGAUGGAGAACCAGCACUGUCCUGAGGUCGCAGAUCCUCAUGGUUCGGUUCAUCUCUCUGGCCUACUCCAUAAAGCUGCAGAAAUAUGUGAGGGAUUAAGCGGUCGAACAUUGAGGAAACUUCCUUUCCUGGCACAUGCUUCUGUUGCUAACCCUUCAUGCUGCGAUGCCUCUGCUUUCCUGCACGCUUUGAUACAGACUGCUCAAAGAGAGCUCUCCGAGUCGCGUGGUUGAUUGAUUCCAUGCCGGUCACUUCGAAGAGCAAAUUGCUAACAGUUUCAAUUCCAGAGAUAGUUUUUAAGGGACCUCAAAGAUAGCUGGAAGCUAAUUCAGAGCCUGGUGCUAAAUACCGGCAGACCCCUGCAAUCUUUAGGUUUAGAACAGCAGAAGUCCAGAAUAGAUCUGAUUGUUGCUUUGAUACUUUUGUGUUUUGUAGAUUAUUAUAUAUAUAGUAUAUUGUGCCUCGAAGGAUGUCACUGAGUUAAACCAGAAACAAGACUUGAUUCGAGUUGCUGAAUGUUUAAAAGCAUAUGUUAUCACAUCUUGCGCUCUA